GCCAAGUUGGUCGGAAGAGAAAGGUGGUUUAGACGUUGAACCAGAAUCCGAACCAAAAUGAUCCGCGCUGUCUGGCUCUCGGUCCUGGGCCUGGUCCUGUUUUCAGGACCAGGACCCUCUCUUGGUUUUAUUGAAAAUCCACCUCCUCCCGCCGGCAGUGUCAAUGAUGAAGCAAAUGCAACGCAAUUCUUGGAUGAAUAUAACACCAUGGCUAUGGAGGUGUACUCCCACUCUUCCUUCGAAGCGUGGGAUUAUUAUACCAAUAUCACAGCUUAUAACCAGGAGAAAAUGGUCCAAGCAAACAUCGAAAGUGCAAAUUUUGAUAAGGUGAUGAGUGAGUACGCGAAUGCAUUCGAUCAGACGGGCUUUAGCAACGAUACCAAGAGACAACUAGAUAGCAUACGAUACAUCGGAUCGGCUGCUCUGCCAGACGAUGAACUCAAAGAGCUUCAAGACAUUCUUUCUAAUAUGGAGACUCGCUAUUCAACUGGAAAGCCGUGUGAUAUGGAUGGAAAAUGUUAUUCUCUUGAGCCGGAUCUCACCCGGAUAAUGGCCACAUCACAUGAUUACUACGAGUUAUAUUGGGCCUGGAAUGCAUGGCGUGCCGAGGUCGGGGCACCUGCCCGAGAGGAUUACAAGAGAUACGUCGAGCUGAAAAAUCAAGCUGCGAUAGCAAACGACAAACCGGAUGCAGGGGCGUACUGGAGAUCUUAUUAUGAAGUUGACAAUCUGCCGGAGAUCGCAGAGAAGCUAUACGAUGAGCUGAAACCCCUCUAUGAGGAGCUUCACGCCUAUGUGAGGAGAAAGUUGUACAACCGAUACGGCUGUGAUUACAUUAACCUACGAGGACCAAUCCCAGCACACAUCUUAGGUAAUAUGUGGGCUCAGUCAUGGAUCAACAUUUACGACAUAUGCGAACCAUUCCCUGGAAAACAAGCAGUCGAUAUUACCCCAGCCCUCGUCGAACAGGGCUAUGAUGCUUUGCAGAUGUUUGAACUCUCGGAUGAUUUUUUCGAGUCGCUCGGUCUCAUCAAGAUGCCUCAAGAAUUCUGGGAUCAUUCAAUGAUUGAGAAACCAGAUGAUGGUAGGGAUGUGGUGUGCCACGCCUCGGCCUGGGACUUCCUAAAUCAAGUGGACUUCAGAAUCAAGCAAUGUACUGACAUUACCAUGGAUGACUUCAUCACCAUACAUCAUGAGAUGGGACACAUCGAGUAUUACCUUCAAUACAAGGAUCUACCUGUGGUAUACAGAGGCGGAGCCAACCCAGGAUUCCACGAGGCAGUGGGCGACGUCCUCGCUUUGUCGGUAUCGACACCCAAGCAUCUGCAACAAGUCGGAUUGAUUGAUGAAGUGGUGGAUGAUGACGAGGCUGAUUUGAAUUUCUUAAUGAGUAUGGCUUUGGAUAAGAUAUCCUUCCUACCCUUUGGAUACCUGAUGGACCAGUACAGAUGGGGAGUGUUCAACGGAUCUACCACCGAAGAUCACUAUAACGAGGACUGGUGGAAACUAAGACUCCGGUACCAAGGUAUCAUACCACCGACACCAAGGAGUGAGGAAGAUUUUGAUCCCGGUGCAAAGUACCACAUCCCUGCAGACGUGCCGUAUAUCAGAUAUUUCAUCAGUUUUGUCCUGCAAUUCCAAUUCCACGAAGCCCUUUGCAAAGCCGCCGGUCAAUACGGUAAUGUUGGUGACGAACCUCUCUAUAAAUGCGAUAUAUACCAAUCACAAGAAGCCGGUCAAUUGCUUGCUGACAUGCUGAAGAUGGGAUCGAGCAGGCCGUGGCCAGAGGCUCUAAAAGCCAUCAUUGGUAGUGAAGAGAUCAGCGCUCAAUCUCUGAUCAACUACUUCCAGCCCCUUAUCGAUUACCUGAAGGAACAGAACGCGAUGAAUGGAGACGUGGUAGGAUGGUCUGAGAUGUAUACUCCUAAAGAACCUGAAAUGGAGGACGAUUUGACCAAAUGGAAGAAGAGUUAUGAGAUGUGGCAGGUGGAGAUGAUGGAUUGGAAGAAAACAUAUGAAGAUUACAAAGAACACUCCACCUGUGAUUAGAUUGACACACUGUAAAAACUGUGGUGUUAAAACUAAUUGGUGUUAAUAGAGAACCACACCCUGAGGUGUUAAAAUUACAC
Lytechinus variegatus (green sea urchin) is the source of this 2129-nucleotide messenger RNA. Its product is annotated as angiotensin-converting enzyme-like. The transcript is spliced from 14 exons. NCBI's taxonomy places the organism in Eukaryota, Metazoa, Echinodermata, Echinoidea, Temnopleuroida, Toxopneustidae. Gene Ontology annotation, molecular function: peptidyl-dipeptidase activity; metallopeptidase activity. Gene Ontology annotation, cellular component: plasma membrane. Gene Ontology annotation, biological process: proteolysis. The record is from RefSeq and is a predicted model, not a curated record. Bases 58 to 2049 code for a protein of 663 amino acids.